UGAGGCACACUUGUGUCAUGCUCAACGAAAUCUGUAUUCGAAGCUGUUUUGUGUUCACGGGAUUUGGCCUGAAUGCAAAAAUCACACCAACCUGAAAAAAAUAAAUGUGUUGCCAUGUGUCUCUCUAUCUCAGCUGGGUCUUCUGGCAUCUUCGGUUUUGAAGGCUCCAACACUGGACGAGGUCCUUGUAGUCGUUGCUGUAGGUAGUUGUGUGCGGAAUCAACAUCCUUCUAUAGCUACUCAACCUGCCCAACGACUUUCUCUUGGCCCCGCCUCCGUUCAAGCCUAAAGAUGUACAAACUUCCUGAAGCUCUUUCAACUUAUUACAUGGUGUGGAUGAUUUAAAAAAUCGACCAGUAUCCAAGGGCACACAUACCACAAAGAUACUUAUACAAUUGAACAAUACUGAUUCAAGAGGAAAACAUUCUGUCAGAAGCUGUGAUUUUUUCAAACUUUCCUUGAGUAAAGAAGGGGUCCCAUACCCACAAAAUAGUUCAAUUAGGGGAAAAAACAUAUUUGCUGUGACGAUGUUUCAGGAUCUAUAUUCUGGUUUGGGUAUUUUUCCAGGGGUCCGAGGAAGAGAAUGCUAUUGAAGACCCUUCUUUGGGACCUGGGAGCUGAAGUGGGUCCUGUAGUGCCAGACCAAGACUUUGCCGAAGAGGAUGAAAUGACAGAGUCCCCUGCAAAAGGUGGCUAGGACGAGUCAGGUUUGCAAAACAUUGGCCAAUGUUCUUCGUUAAAGUGGCUUGCAAUCCUUUGAGCCUCAGCAUGAUUGCGAGGCGCAUCUCUUGGAUCGUGUGCCGAAAGUCCUUCCCCGCAUGAAGGCUUUCGCGUCAAUGGUCAGGUGCGAGGAGCAGUUGCUGAGUAAACACCGAGUUCUGGGCCCAGUGCUUCCAGUGAAUGAGCAACAGCUUUUCGAACAUGAGUUGUCGAUGGCAAAUGCUGAAUUCCAUCUUUCGGCUGCUCGCCAAUCUCGACAUGCCCUGUGGUUCGAUUUCCAGAGCCGUGCGUUGGUGGCCUCGAAGGGUGAGGACGAAACAGAAGAUGGUAAGCCUCUCCGGGAGAUUGACCGUUUGAAUCCAAGCUGCUUCACCAAUUCCGAAAAUGAACGAGUUUGCCAGGUACUUCUGGUCCGUCCAUGUCUUGCAGGGGGCGACAGCGGUCCUUUACGAAUUGGAGCUUUGACUCGGCUGCCACCACGUUACAUGUCAGGCUCCUCACACCCCAAGGGGAAUCGUCGGAUGGCUGGGAGCUGUGCGCAGCUUCUGCCAUCGCACCGGUCUUCCCUUUAGACCCUCACAGUGGUGCCUUGCUGGCCGAGGUAAGGCGUGAACACCUCCGCUUUGAGUACACUGCGAAGUUGGAGGAGCACAAGGGCAUGGUGAAGCUCGGCAAGAGCGACGUUGUUGUGACCUGGAGCGAAUUGCUGGCACGGGCGCCUUCGUACUUUAGAACAUAUUUGAAAGGAAGCGAAUACUUCAAGAAAAUGUCUAAAGAGGCCCAGUCCACACCGCAUCUGGGAAACAAUCAUGCAUGUAUUUGUUUUGCUUAUUCCUGCAGUACUUGACCUCCAAGCUACCAAUGGAAUACCUUACACAAUACACUGGGGAAAUAGUGAAGAUAUUGUUGCCUUUUUAUUCCUGAAGGUAUUGACCUCCAGGAUGCCCAUGGAAACUAAUUACCACAGCAACUCAGAAAAACACACACUUAGGUUUAUGAAAAUAUAGUAUAAUACAAUAAAACAUAUAAAUGUUCACAGAUCGAAUAGAUAUGUUUUUCACACUGAACCAAUUUGAACCAGGUACGGCCGCUUGGUCAUGAGGGAGCUGCGUGCAGUAGCCCCUGCUCCAGGGACGAUUCUGCAAAGUUUCGCCGGUGGCUGAUCCAGCUGUACAGAGAGUCGGAGCAGCCUGUGAUGGCGACAUGACGUCACAUGAGGUGAUAUGACGUGAUUCUGUCAUACAGCAUCUUUUAGAUACAGAUGAGUCGAUGUUUUCGUUCCGCAUCGUUCCGCAGAUUCACGUUUGUUUGAACGACACUCGAAAGGUUCGAAGAUAUUCAAAGACUCGCCAGCC
Molecule: messenger RNA, 2075 nt
Organism: Durusdinium trenchii
Lineage: Eukaryota; Dinophyceae; Suessiales; Symbiodiniaceae
Source: the annotation of a GenBank genome assembly